Bemisia tabaci is the source of this 1794-nucleotide messenger RNA. NCBI's taxonomy places the organism in Eukaryota, Metazoa, Arthropoda, Insecta, Hemiptera, Aleyrodidae. The record is from RefSeq and is a predicted model, not a curated record.
AAGCUCAUUUCAGUCGGUCAUGGGGAUUCGCCACCGAGCGGUCGAAUAACUGCUGCUUCUGCAAAAAUAUGGUGAUUUAUUUAGGUCAUGUGGUCUAGUAUCAAGUUUAGUGUGUAUAUAUUUUGCGCUUCGAUAGCAAUUGCGACAAAAUUUAGAAUACAAAAUUCAAAAGAACGCCGCACAACAAAUUCCUUUGUUUCAUUUUAAUUUUUAUCACGUGAGUCUUUCUCAUUUGAUCUGGAAGAUUCAUCAGGAUCAUCCUUUCAGACUACUGGGCGUCAGAAUAUUGAGUGAGUGUUAAUUUAAUGUUAUUUUGUGUGCCAAUGCGAGUUUUGAUUUCGAAAUAAGUUUUAUUUUAAUUGGCAGAACAUUGAGGAUUCAAUGAAAUAGAGGUACGAAUUCGACGGAAGCAAGAUGGGUGGUAGAUGCAGUCGGCAUUACGAGAUCGAGGACCGGAUCGAUGGCACGACCGUGGUGGUAACCGGUUCGAGCAGUGGCAUCGGAAGAGUCACCGCGAAAGAACUCUACAAAGCCGGCGCUCGUGUAAUCAUGGCCUGCAUAGAAGAAUCUUCGGCGGCAGAGAGGGUGGCUGAAAGUAUCCGAAAAGAAGUCGAGGCCUCCCACCCUCGAUUAAAAGUCGGAGCGUUGGUUGUGAAAAAACUCGAUCUGUCCUCGUUGGAAUCCGUCCGAAAAUUUGCCGACGAUCUCAACGAAUCCGAGGAGAAAAUCAACAUCCUCAUUAAUAAUGCAGGUAUUUUGACACGAGAGCGUCGAGUGACGAAGGAUGGCUUCGAGCUCACAUACAUCACGAACUAUCUGGGUCAUUUCUACCUAACUUGCCUCCUCCUCCCCAAAAUGCUGGGUUCAACUCCGGCCAGAAUUGUCAACGUUGCGUCGAUCGCACAUACAAGCGGACGUAUGCACUGGGACGAUCUAACCUUGGAGAAGAACUUCAGCAUGUUCGGGGCUUACGCACAAAGUAAGCUAGCGGUAGUUUUAAUCACACGUGAACUGGCGUCUCGGCUAGAGGGAACGGGGGUGAAAACUUACUCAUUGCACCCUGGAAUACUACCAACUACAAACAUUUCGAACCAAAUCAAGGAAUCAAGUCGAAGCUGGCGUUAUGUUCUCAAUUUUUUAAGCAUUUUUAUGAUACCACUCUCGAAAACACAAGAACAAGGGGCUGCAACCACUUUAUUCUGCGCCUUGGAUGCAUCCGUCGCUGAGGAAUCAGGGUUUUACUACAAGGACUGUGCCCGAGAAGAAAUGGCAUUGCAAGCUCGCAGCGAGAGGGACGCAAAAAAAUUGUGGGAUGAAUCCUUGAAAAUGGUCGGAUUGCAUGACUUUCACGUCAAGAAAGACCACAAAAUCAACGGCUGAUUUAAAUAUGGACAUAUUUCUGCCAAACGGAACUAUGUGCAUUAUGACGUGAGCCCUGUUAUGCAUAUACUCUUAUGGGUCUCAGGGCUCAUUUCUGAAUGCACAUAGUUCCGUUUGGCAGAAAUGCGUCCAUAUGAUAGCGGCUAAUCUUCCCAUCUGACGCGGAGCUGAGAAUGUUCGGCGACUUGCAAGGACACCGGGAAAUGUGCGGGUUUAAGAAACUCUCGCGACACGCAUGUAUGUUUUAAACGAAAAACAGUGCAUUCAAAUUCAUCGACGAAUCUGUUCGUUUGUUUUCUUUCCAAGUGAAUUCCCACCUGUUAGUGUACUUUCCGAAGGAAAAAUACACUAUUUUUCAAAUUGUGUUUUAAAAAAGUAUUGCUGUACAUACAAUAAAUUUUAAGUGCCAUGGAA